CCUGACUGUCAGCGGACAACUCCAUGCCGAAGCCUUAGCCCAAGGAUUAGCCGAAAUGGCUUUCGCUGAUUUAGAAAUAAUAAUCAAUUUAGCCGAAAAAAUGAUAAAAUAUGUAAUAAAUUAUGUUCUUGACAAUAAUAGCACCGAAUUAGAAUACUUAGAAAAUUAUGACCAGGAAAAUAAAAAAGAGAUAAUUAAUAAAUUAAAAAAAAUUGUUGAUAAAAAGUUUGAAAGGAUGGAUUAUUCUGAACACGAAAAAUAUUUAUGUCAAUAUUUUAAUAAUGCUCCGGUUUUUGUUCUCAAUUUUCCCAAAGAAAUAAAGGCUUUUUAUAUGAAAGACGGAGCCUUAUCAGAGGCCAAAAAUGAAGUUUUGUCGGAGAACAAAAAAAAAAUUGUGGCUUGUUUUGAUUUAUUGUUUCCGGAAAUUGGGGAAUUAAUUGGAGGAAGCACGCGGGAGGAUAAUUAUCAAGGCUGGCAAGGUAAAGUCUUGGAAGUGGAAAAUGUUGGGGCAGCAAAAAAAUGCUUGCGGGCCUUACAAAAUGGAACUGUUACCGCUUUUGGUGGCAGGUUUCGUGGAAUUA
Messenger RNA from Racocetra persica, 581 nucleotides. Lineage: Eukaryota; Fungi; Glomeromycota; Glomeromycetes; Diversisporales; Gigasporaceae. The record is from the annotation of a GenBank genome assembly.